Aspergillus mulundensis is the source of this 2184-nucleotide messenger RNA. Its product is annotated as putative C6 transcription factor (Leu3). NCBI's taxonomy places the organism in Eukaryota, Fungi, Ascomycota, Eurotiomycetes, Eurotiales, Aspergillaceae. The transcript is spliced from 6 exons. Gene Ontology annotation, cellular component: nucleus. Gene Ontology annotation, molecular function: DNA-binding transcription factor activity, RNA polymerase II-specific; zinc ion binding; transcription cis-regulatory region binding. The coding region runs from base 1 to 2184 and encodes 727 amino acids. The record is from RefSeq and is a predicted model, not a curated record. Gene Ontology annotation, biological process: regulation of DNA-templated transcription; DNA-templated transcription.
AUGGGAGGUAUCGGUCAUACGUCUAUUUCACCGGCCGUCGCGUCUGAUGGCGCUGGUCAGGCCAGGAAGCGAAAUGUUGUUAUGGCGGGGCUCGACAGCUCACCCGGGAGUAUCGAUGAUGUUGAAGAAGGCGAAGCCCGCGACGAGAAGAGAAGACAGCCGGUCAAGCGGGCCUGCAAUGAAUGUCGCCAGCAAAAGCUCCGAUGUGAUGUGGUUCAAGAUCCAUGGACGGACUGCUCCCGCUGUCGCCGACUGAAACUCGAUUGCAAAAUCGAAUCUAACUUCAAACGGGUUGGGAAGCGAAGCCGAAAUGCGGAAAUGGAGCGAGAAAUCAUCGAGCUCAGGAAGCAGAUUGCGAGCGUACAAUCCGGGCCAGUUGGGCCGCAACAAUCGCAUCUUCCUUCGGCACAGCAGACCCCAAAACAAGAAAACCUCUCCACUCAAGUCAGCCCGGCUAGAGCUUACCAGACGCCCUCUGCCAUGUCGACGGCAGAUCAAUUCAUGGGAUCACACGAAGCCGUUGCCUCGUUACUCGAUUUGCGCUCGGGCUACGACGGUUCGAACUACAUGAGGAAUGGGAACCAGCACUUUAAGCGAAUCGAAGAUGUGGCGGUGGUACCAGAGAGAGUGACAGAACUGUUUGAUCUAUUCUUCACGUACUACCAUCCGUUCCUUCCAUUCCUUGACCGCGAGCAAUCACCGGAGGAGUACUAUACUGUCUCGCCGUUGCUAUUUUGGACCAUUAUCAGCGUUGGCGCUCGCCGGUAUCAACCCGAUCAGAACCUUCUAAACUCAUUGGCCGGACCGGUAACACGACUGGUUUGGAGUACGCUAGCCGACGUCCCACAGAGCUAUCAUGUCGUCAAAGCGCUCUGUCUGCUCUGCAGUUGGCCCUUUCCUACAAGUAGUACUUCUUCGGAUCCCACAUUUAUGCUAUGUGGUUUGAUGAUACAGAUUGCUAUGCAGCUUGGAUUGCACCGGCCGUCACAUACGCAGGAUUUCAGCAAAUACAGGGUGGAGCUCGUAGAGGAAGAGCUCAGAGACAAAGUCCGAACAUGGGCGACUUGCAAUAUAGUUGCACAACGGGUUGCAACGGGAUAUGGCCAGCCACCGUGUACAUUGUAUGAUUGGACGCUGUCGUCCCAGGAGUCUAUGGAUCCGAAUUUCAAGCUCCCCGAAAGCAUCAGGCACAGACUUGAUAUUGAGAAGUUUUGCGACAAGGUCACGAAAGCCCUGUACACCAACCGCCGCGAUCCUGUUGGAUUGUGCGGUAGUCAAGAGCGGUCUACAUUAACGUCUCUCCUUUCGCGAGACUUGGAUGACCUGGAGACUGCACUGAAGCCGCACAACGAUUAUGUCACCGAUCUGUAUUUGCGCGCUUCGAAUCUCCACCUUCAUCUCUCUGCUUUCUUUGACGAUUUUACCGCCAAAGACUACCGCGAGCGACUCCUCUCUCUUUUCUUCGCAGCUACCUCGUUUCUUGAAGCUGCAAUGAAGCUACAGACUCAGAUUGGGCCGAUGCUCUCCUACACGCCAUAUUACAUCUAUCAAAUGAUGGUUGCUGGGGGCUGUACUCUAUUGAAGCUGUGCAAGAGUUUCUUUGCAUCGCACAUUGACAUGGACUACGCCAAGGGCCUCUUCAAUCGCACUAUUUGGGCUAUCCGUAGCGCAUCAGUGAUAUCAAACGAUCUUCCGGAGCGACUGGCCGAAGUGCUGGCUCAGAUGUGGAAGCUUGGAAGCGCACCGUCUCCAAAGGCGCCUCCCGAUAGCGUCGAAAUGGACGAUUCGUUAAUGCUCAAGGUACGAUGCCGCAUGAGCAUGUCUCUAUUAUUUGACUCAGUGUGGCGUUGGCGGGAGGAUACGCGGACCAAGGGCCGCAACAUUGAAGCGUACCUCAAAAACCCAACAAACCCCGACUCAAAUGCCGAAUCUUCUGCUUCGUCAUCAAUAGGACCGCCACGCACAUCACCUGGACUUGCCACUGGGGACCCUAGUCUCGCUCCGGCUCUCCUCCCUCAGCCCAACAUGGGUGUGCAACCCGCAAACAACCUUGGCGGCCUGCCUAGCGGAUUCAUGGAGCCCAACUACGAGGUUUUUGAUCCCCUGAACUGGCUUCUUGACGGCUUGGUAGACCUGCCGUAUCCUUACUCCGUUUCUGGUAUGGAGACACAAGGAAUUGCAUAA